Sphaeroforma arctica JP610 is the source of this 783-nucleotide messenger RNA. RefSeq lists its product as hypothetical. Lineage: Eukaryota; Ichthyosporea; Ichthyophonida. The transcript has 6 exons. Bases 1 to 783 code for a protein of 260 amino acids. The record is from RefSeq and is a predicted model, not a curated record.
AUGUUCUCGUUCUUUAGUCGGAAAAAGAAAGAGGAAGGCUUCAAAAGCCAUGUGGUUAGCACUGGUCUCGCGCCUGUAUUGGAGGACGAAAAACACACCCUGAUGACAAUGUACGAAGGUAAAAUGCUGAUUGAGAAGGGAAAAGACUGGGGAUUCAGGCCGAAAUAUAAUAGAAAUAUACUGCUAAUGCUCAUAGACGAGGAAAUGUUCUUGUCGUUAAUUCGAAACGUCGACAGUAUCUCCACCGCCAUUGUGGCGGAGGAAGGGCUCAAUCAGCUUGCAGUUGACACGGAUAUACCUAAAGAGAGCUCCAAAACGAAAAGAUUUGGUAAAAACAAGAAUGAGGGGUCAGUGUACGAAUCGGACUAUCACAGAGCGCUGUAUAAAGCGGACCGAACAGAUGUACGAGGAGCGGCUGAGGAAAGAUUAGUCAAGGAAGUGGAAGAAAUGUUAACCACGUAUAGCGUGCUCAACCCCGGGCUCGAUUUGGAAAUUCAUCAUCAAUUUAAGUCUGUCAGUGCAGCGUUCCGCCGCGAUUGUAAUUGUCCGAGUCGAGAGUUUCACAUAGUACUGGGUCGGAAGCCUGUAGUUCCCGAGCUUACCAUCAGUGAUGGCGCUGAAGUGACUAUAGCUAUUGAUGAUGAGGUUACGGAUAGUCAUGCACGACGACGAAGGAGGCCGAGUUUGACGAGUAGGUAUACGCAAGUAUCCACCAUGUCCAGAUUCACAGACGGCAGUCGGAAAGAAGAUAAGAAGAAUCCUAUCGUAUCCACCGGAUACUAA